This is a messenger RNA of Homarus americanus (American lobster), 1418 nucleotides long. Its product is annotated as apoptosis regulatory protein Siva-like. Gene Ontology annotation, biological process: extrinsic apoptotic signaling pathway. The coding region runs from base 85 to 585 and encodes 166 amino acids. Gene Ontology annotation, molecular function: CD27 receptor binding. The transcript has 4 exons. The record is from RefSeq and is a predicted model, not a curated record. Lineage: Eukaryota; Metazoa; Arthropoda; Malacostraca; Decapoda; Nephropidae.
UCAGGUUGUAAACACAGACUGUUGGGUAUUGGCGGGACUGUGAGUGACUUUCCUUCUCCAAACUAUAAAUAUAAUCAAGCUAAGAUGCCCAAAAGACCUUGUCCAUUCGAGGAGUCAUUGAGCCCACUGAUGAAGGUCCACAUAGGAGAGAAGGAGGUGGAGUGCGGGGUAAUGAGGAGAGACAAGAUGAAGGCAGUGUAUGAUCGAACAUUAAACCUUUUGUAUUGUGGAGCUAAAAAUGUGACGAACAACAAUGCUGUGGAGAAGAUGGACACCAGUCCCACCAAACAGAUGAAUAACAGCAGCUGCCCCAACCUCCACCAGAUGGUCCUCACCAGUAGUGGAACUCUAGUCAGGUCUCUCCCAACAUCACAGAGAGUGACACCCCAGCCAGACACACCUAGUUCAUGUGUCAGCUGUGGAGCUGUGUCGUCUGUUCCUCGGCCACCUUGUACUUACUGUGAGUGUAAGCUGUGUGACUCCUGCAUGAGAUCCUGUCAUUUCUGUGGAGGAAAUUUCUGUCCAAAAUGUUCUCUGACUGUAUAUCUUCAAGAAGAAAAAAAUGUAUGUUUAAGUUGCUGUUAGACUGUAUGUAAAAAUGUUUAAAUAGUAUAUGUAAUUAGGUUUGAUUUCUUGAAUAACAGUGUAAGUUUAGUCCCACAGUUACAGUGAUGUUUGGUACUGCAAGUUUUCUCCCUUUAUUAUCAACAUGACCAGUGGUUGUUAUUUUAUGAGUCUCAAGUCUUUGCUUUCGUAGUGCAGUACAGAUGAUAAUGGCUGCACAUAUACGGUGGCUUUUUUAGUGAACUGUACAGGUAUACAGUUCCCCAAUUUACAACUGUUUGAUUUUAAUACAGGUAUCACUCACUAUAUAAACGUUCGAGAUCCAAAAAUUUGUUCAUACAAAUUUCCUAAAUUACAAUCUCCCUUUCAUGUUAUGAAAGCUUCCCCGCAUAUACUAAUAGGGUCCUGGCAAAAAUUCAUAUCAUGCACCCCAAGGAGUUAAUUUCUUGUGCAUCUCCUAAAUUAUAAUGAAAAUCAAUGCAUAAAUACACCUUGAUUUACAAUUAUUCAGUUCAUGACAAGGUUUUCAGGAACACAGGCUUAUUGUAAAUACAGGCCUGCCUGUACUGUAUUGGAUGUGACCAGACACAUGUCUUAUUGAUGUCAAAUCUGCUUAAUUAACAUAAGCAUGAUAAUGAAACCUCCUAUGCAGUUUUACUAUUUUAAUUGAUUGUAAUACUGUACUGUACUGUACUGCAUAGUCUUCCUCUGCAUUAUUGAACAAAGUGGUUACAUAGCAUGUAACUUUUUUAAUUGUACUGUAUUGCAUAAAUUCCUUCAUUUUGGGUCAUUGUCAAUCAUGCCUUACAGGAUUUUGGGAUGUUCAGGUUUCAUUAAACUUUGAUUAUAGAUGA